Molecule: messenger RNA, 948 nt
Organism: Cryptococcus amylolentus CBS 6039
Lineage: Eukaryota; Fungi; Basidiomycota; Tremellomycetes; Tremellales; Cryptococcaceae
Product: trimethyllysine dioxygenase
Exons: 5
Coding region: 1-948 (315 amino acids)
Biological process (GO): carnitine biosynthetic process
Cellular component (GO): mitochondrion
Molecular function (GO): iron ion binding; trimethyllysine dioxygenase activity
Source: RefSeq, a predicted model, not a curated record
AUGGAAUUCUUAAAGCGAGCCUCUUACGAUCCUCCCCUUCCCCAAGUUGAGCAGGACGACCGGAUCCUAUGGAGCUCCAAGAUUGCGGCGUCUCCUCCUUCUGUAUCCUACCAUGGUAUCAUGGAUUCUCAGGUCGAACGGAGCGAGGCAAACAUCCUCAAACUACUAAACAAAGUUCAUGACUUUGGUUUCUGUUUUGUGACCGGCGUGCCCGCUACUGCUGAGGACACCAAAACCCUCAUAGAAAAUAUCGCUCCCAUCAGACACACACACUAUGGCGGAUUUUGGUCUUUUACAGCCGACCUCAGUCACGGCGACCUGGCCUACAGUGCACAAGCCCUCCCUGCCCAUACCGACACUACUUACUUUACAGAUCCCGCUGGCCUUCAGAUCUUCCACCUCCUGUCCCACCCUGCCCCCGGCACAGGCGGCACCACCCUUCUGGUCGAUGGCUUCUACACCGCCUCUCUCUUAUCGGCCAUCCACCCCGAAUCGUAUGAUACUUUAUCGCGUUUAGCGACACCGGCACAUGCCUCGGGCACGGCAGGGACAAUGUUACGCCCGCCAACGAGCCAGCCUGUGUUUGUGCAUGACGAGCAUCAGCGAUUAUCUCAGGUGAGAUGGAACAAUGAAGAUAGGGGAGUAAUCGGACGGGGAUGGACGCCAGAGGAAGUCACGGGGUGGUAUAAGGCUGCGAGAGAGUACGAGGCGUUGCUGAAGGGCGAGGACGCAGAGUACUGGGUACAGCUCGGUCCCGGGACUGUACUGGUGAUCGACAACUGGCGUGUCAUGCACGGCCGUUCCGAGUUUACCGGCGCGCGAACCAUGUGUGGUGCGUACGUCGGUGCCGACGACUGGCGCUCUCGACGGAAUGUGCUUUCAGAGAGACAUCGACAGCAAAAGAAAAAGGAGUCCGCUUUAGACGACGUAUGGAGCGUCGGCUGGUGA